AUGUUCUCUUCAGAUUAUGAUGGUUGUGAGUCUGACAGUAGUUCUUCCAGUGAUAUCUGCUAUGAAAAUGGUAAUGCCAACGCGACCGAAACUUCUAAAGCUAAAGCUCAAGAGUUUGAUGAUUUAAUGAACAAAGAACUUGAUUCACUGAUUAGAGGUGUCUAUCAAAAACCAACAUGUGUCAAAAUCGAAAAAAAGCAGAAUAAAGAUCUAAGAGUAAGAUUUACAAGAGAUCAAGAUGAUGACGACCCUCUUUGCGAUUACGAAGAAGAUGAGGCCAAUUCUAAGUGGGUACAAGCAAAUCUCCCGGGUGGAAAGAGCAAGAAAUCAGAUGCUAUCCUCAAUUGUCCAGGAUGUAUGUCUGUUUUGUCACUAACUAGUCAUAGGUGA
Schistosoma turkestanicum is the source of this 390-nucleotide messenger RNA. NCBI's taxonomy places the organism in Eukaryota, Metazoa, Platyhelminthes, Trematoda, Strigeidida, Schistosomatidae. The record is from the annotation of a GenBank genome assembly.